Molecule: messenger RNA, 987 nt
Organism: Macadamia integrifolia
Lineage: Eukaryota; Viridiplantae; Streptophyta; Magnoliopsida; Proteales; Proteaceae
Product: probable disease resistance protein At5g66900
Exons: 6
Coding region: 1-987 (328 amino acids)
Biological process (GO): defense response to fungus
Molecular function (GO): protein dimerization activity; ADP binding
Source: RefSeq, a predicted model, not a curated record
AUGGUUCAAGAUCGAUUCUCUAGAUGGGCCAAAAAUAAAAGCACCAAUAACAAUGUAAAGUCUGAAUUGGACCAAUAUCUUGGAGAGCCAAGAAAAUCAUACGAAAAGGAUUAUGAUGUUCUAGCAUAUUGGAAGUCAUGUCAGGCCCAAUAUCCUGAUUUGUCUCGACUAGCUCGUGAUAUCUUGGCAAUUCCUGUGUCCACAGUUGCAUCUGAAUCUGCAUUUAGUGCAGGGGGUAGGGUGCUUGAUAAAUAUCGAAAUAGAUUGAUCCCUAAAAACGUUGAAGCUUUGGUAAUUGUUUUCUACCUUUAUAUAGCUGAGGAGGAUGAAGAGGAAUUAUUUGAAGCUUUAGAAGAUGUGUUCAAGAACAUAUUCUUUCUUACAGUUUCAAGUUCACCUGACUUCAAGGUGAUAGUACAGAAAUUAUUGGGACAGAUUUUUCCAACAAAUCCAGUGCCCCAUUUUCUGAGUGAAGAAGAAGCAAUUAUGAAGCUGGGAAACUUGAUGACUCAGAUAGCAACAGAAUCAACAUUGUUGGUUCUUGAUGAUGAUUGGGAGGACUCAGUUGUUCGAAAAUUUGUCUUUGGAGCAGUAAAAUAUAAGAUCCUAGUUACUUCAAGAACUCAAUAUCAGGCCUUCGAUAAUAAAUAUUCCUUGAAAAUGCUCGACGAUGCAGAUGCCAUAUCUCUCUUCCAUCACUCAGUAUUUCCUCAAAAUGGGAAUGUGAAGUAUGAGGAGCCUGACAGGGAGCUUCAAAUGAAGAUAGUGAGAGGUUGCAAGGGAUUCCCAAUGGCUCUUAAGGUGAUUUGGUCACUCAUUGCAUCUGCAGCCUGCCAGGGUGUGGCAACAAAAAGAGAGGAUGUUGUCAACUUAGAAUACUUGAAUGAGGAGGUUCAAGAAUGCUUUACGGAAUUGGGUUCCCUUCUGAAGAUGAAAGAAUCCCUGCUUCAUCUCUUACAGAUAUAUCGGUUGAACUUUAUGGAAUAG